AAAGUUCCUCAUUCAUUGUUUAUGCUGUUUUUUUUUCUUUCUUAGGUGAAAACAAAUAACUAACUUCAUAUCCAUUUGUUUGUAAAACUCUACAUGACCUCAUAUAUAUGUUGUUUAUUUAAGACACUUGAAGUAAGGAGCUUGUUGGAUUAACUAAUUAGUUAUGGAAAACUAUGAAAAGGUUUAUCUGGUUUUGUCUGGAGUGAUCUCAUGGACAAGUGCAUUCUUGAUAACAAGAAAGAUUUUCCCGAAAAGGUCUUUUGAUUUCUGUAACCGUAUCGUUUCCACAAUUCAUGCUUUGUUCGCGGUGUUCUUGUCUUCUAAAUCUGUUCAAGACUGGAGUUGCCCAGUUUGUCCCUUGGCUUCAAAUUCUUCCACUCUCCAGAUGAAAGCUUUAGGAGUUACUCUUGCUUAUUUAAUCUAUGAUUUAAUAUGUUGUUUAUUCGACAAGAAUAUAAAGAUUGAUAAUUCAGUUCAUCAUUUAGUUAGCAUUGUUGGAAUUGGAGCAGGCCUUGCUUAUGAGAAGUGUGGAUCAGAAAUGGUGGCUGCAUUAUGGAUCACAGAGAUAUCUAGCCCAUUUCUUCAUUUAAGAGAACUUCUCAAAGAGCUUGGUUACAAAGACACUGAUCUUAAUCUAGCAGCUGAUGUUGCAUUUGCAGUGAUUUUCACACUUGCAAGAAUGUGUUUUGGACCAUAUCUCUGUUAUGUUACACUAUCAGCCGCGAAUCCAAUUCUCAUCAAGGCAAUGGCUUUGGGACUUCAGUUGGUCAGUGCUUUCUGGUUCUACAAGAUUGCCAAAAUGGUGAAAUACAAGUUGAUUAAGAGAUCUUCAUCGAAACCCAAAAAGCUCUAGCUAGCUCACGAACGAAUAACAUGCACUCCGUAUCUAUAUUCCAUGAAUUUAUAUGACUUUUGAGUGAUAACAUGUUUUUUUUGUUAGAAAAGUAUUAACGGCAUCAUAGGCGUGUACGUUUUCAUGAAGAGGUGGUUUUAUGGGAAAUGGUGUGAAAAUGGAAAACUUGAAUCUAAGAAAUACUUGAAUUAUGAAUGUUUUUUGGUUU
Helianthus annuus (common sunflower) is the source of this 1061-nucleotide messenger RNA. RefSeq names its product TLC domain-containing protein 5. The coding region runs from base 164 to 853 and encodes 229 amino acids. The record is from RefSeq and is a predicted model, not a curated record. Gene Ontology annotation, cellular component: membrane. The transcript is spliced from 5 exons. NCBI's taxonomy places the organism in Eukaryota, Viridiplantae, Streptophyta, Magnoliopsida, Asterales, Asteraceae.